CAAACACAGUCGGUCCAAUAUGGCACCGGCGAUGCCCCCGGUUAGGGGGAGGUCCGGCGCGUUCGAGGCACGUGGGAAAGGGUCUGCUGAUGCUGGAUUCAGGAAUCAGAAAGGGAAACGCAAGACCUGGUGUUCUAACCACCCGCAAGCUUUCGGCGGCAGCAUUCGCGAAGGACAAGGUUUUGCAUUUCGGAGAAAACUGAAGAUCCAGCAGAACUAUAAGAAAUUGCUGUGGAAGGUGAAGAAGGCAACAGUGUCACAGGACUCCCAGUUCACAGAUCACUACCCAGAUCACCUGAAACAUCUCUAUUUAGCUGAAGAAGAACGCCUCAGGAAACAGCAAAGAAAAGCUGGCCAGCCCUUGUCUGGAGAACAGGUUGACCAGCGUUUGCCUGAAGAACAAUGCAAAGCUGAGCAGACUUCCUCUGAAGACCAGCUUUUAAUCAAAACAGUAAAUUCUUCGACUAUCCCAAAGAAAAAUAAAAAGAAAACAUCAAAUCAAAAAGCACAAGAAGAAUAUGAAAAGGUACAAGCCAAGCGUGCUGCCAAGAAAUAUGAAUUUGAAAAGAGAAAGCAAGAAAGAGAAGAAGCCCAGAGGCUCUACAAAAAGAAAAAGAUGGAAGCAUUCAAAAUACUGAGCAAAAAGACUAAAAAGGGCCAACCAAACCUGAACUUACAAAUGGAGUAUCUUCUUCAAAAAAUACAGGAAAAAAGUUAAAUUAGACAUUGGGUUUUUAAGAGUUAAAAUAUCUGACUUUUGGGUUCUUUUGUAUGUUUUGUGGGUACUUCCUAACAACAAACUAAAUGUGUUCAGAUAAUAUUGUAAAUACUUUUUAUUUUAGUAAAAGAAGAAAGGGUGUAUAUGAGCCACAAAGUAUGAUUCUCGUCUGAGAACUGAGAGAAACUUCAGUGGGAUUUGUUUAAGAUAGCAGAGCUUACAGGAAAGCCUUUCAGUAAUAUAAACAUGUACAGUUCAGUAAUCAGUCACAGCAUUUUGCUUUUUAUUUGUUUUUGUACUGUGAAUUGAGCAUAGGUCCUUGCACGUUUAGUAAUUGUACUACAACUGGACUAUAUUUCAGCCCCUUGGAUCUUUAACACAAGGUCCCUACACUGUG
Messenger RNA from Nannospalax galili (Upper Galilee mountains blind mole rat), 1115 nucleotides. RefSeq names its product coiled-coil domain containing 59 (gene Ccdc59). Bases 20 to 718 code for a protein of 232 amino acids. Lineage: Eukaryota; Metazoa; Chordata; Mammalia; Rodentia; Spalacidae. The transcript has 4 exons. Gene Ontology annotation, cellular component: nucleus. The record is from RefSeq and is a predicted model, not a curated record.